AGCCUUUUAAUUUCACUUCAGACGUUGAUAAUAGUAUUACAGCUCGUUAUGGCCAGACCGCUAAAGAAUAUGUUUUACUUGAAGAUUAUGAUAAUACAUAUCAAGUUAAAUUUAUGUGGAAUCAAACAACAUUAUCAGAAAAUAACAGAGAGUUCACAUUAGGAAGAAUGACCUAUAAUUUUAUUGCUAAUUCUGAAAAGUUUCAAGAGAAUAAUAAAGAACAAAUACCAAUAUUAACUAAUAAUCAAAAUAUGCCUGAAAAACUUAUUAGAGGAAAGUUUCGCUAUAUUUUACCAUGUUUACCAUUUUAG
Funneliformis mosseae is the source of this 311-nucleotide messenger RNA. Lineage: Eukaryota; Fungi; Glomeromycota; Glomeromycetes; Glomerales; Glomeraceae. The record is from the annotation of a GenBank genome assembly.